Messenger RNA from Camellia sinensis, 927 nucleotides. Lineage: Eukaryota; Viridiplantae; Streptophyta; Magnoliopsida; Ericales; Theaceae. The record is from RefSeq and is a predicted model, not a curated record.
AUGCUAUUUGGUCAUAUCAUAAAAAGGUUAAGACAGAAAACCAUUAUUGCUGUUGUAACAUAUGAUAAUGUUGGAAUUGUUGACCUCUCUCACAAUAAGUUCACUGGUCAUUUGCCAGGGAGAUAUUUCAAAUUUUUCAAAGCUAUAAGGAAUAAAACUAUGCCAAAUGAAAAAUAUUUUAGUGUUGGAGCAUAUUAUUCAGUUACGGUGACGAUGAAGGGGCUUGAUAUUUAUUUAACGAGAAUUUUGACUGUCUUCACAACAAUUGAUUUAUCAUCUAACAAAUUUAGUGGAGAUAUUCCAAAUGUCAUCGGAAGGCUUAAUUCUCUCAUAGUGCUUAAUUUAUCUCAUAAUAGCCUUAUAGGCCUUAUUCCAUCAUCUUUAGGAGACUUGACAGAGCUUGAAUCACUAGACCUCUCUUCAAACCAGCUUAUUGGGAACAUUCCUAACCAUUUAUUGAGUUUGACAUUUCUUGAGGUCUUUAACCUUUCAUGGAACCGUCUCGAUGGACCCAUACCUCGAGGCAAACAAUUUGAUACAUUUGGAAAUGAUUCAUAUGUUGGGAACUUGGGAUUAUGUGGGUUUCCAUUGUCAAAGGAAUGUGAAGAUAAUCAAUCACAAGUUCAGCCGGGGGUGCUAUUACAACAGGAAGAUGACUCAAAUUUUGUAAGUGGAUUUACUUGGGAAGCCGUGGUGAUGGGGUAUGCGUAUGGAAUGGCAUUGGGAUUGGUUAUAGGUUUUCUCAUGUUCUUAACUGGAAAACCAAAAUUGUUUGUAAGAAUUGUUGAAGGGAAAAAGCAUAAAAAGGUGAAAAUGUUGAGACGGAUUAUGUUUUCAGUAUUUGUCCGAGGUUUGAAUUCACCUAAUUCUCAUCCGAAAGGACAGGAGGACGUGGAUAAAUUUCAUAAUUACAGGGACGGGAUGUAA